CAUUGGAACAUUUACCAGAUGCAAGUAGCCGGACUAUACUUCACUUGUCUCACUCUGUAAACACCUGUGGGCACCCUGAUUUUGGUAAGUCUUUUACGGAACCUGUUUUUACUGCUUUUUGGUUGAUUCGAACAACUGACAAUUGUGACACACCUUCUUUUUUUGCAACAUAA
This is a messenger RNA of Cetraspora pellucida, 173 nucleotides long. The record is from the annotation of a GenBank genome assembly. Lineage: Eukaryota; Fungi; Glomeromycota; Glomeromycetes; Diversisporales; Gigasporaceae.